GUAUCUUCUGUUUCAUGUUUGAUGCUUAUUAACACCUUUACCAAUUGAUAUCAGGGAUUGCAUUAAAGUUUACCAUCCGGGAUGCGUGGGGAAAAAGAAAACCUUCAUGAACUCUGGAAGGCACUGGACUUGUCGUAGGCAUUCUUGUUCAGUGUGCUCUAGUACCCCAAGGUUUUAUUGCCUUUGCUGUCCAAAUGCAUCAUUAUGUAGAGAUUGCUUCAGUGCUUCUGAGUUUACGCUGCUAAAAGGGAAUAAUGGCUUGUGCAAGAGUUGUUUAAAGCUUGUUCUGCUUGCAGAAGAAAACUCGGAAUAUGGUUUAGAAGGAGAGAAAAUAGACUUCAAGGAUCGUGAUACUUUUGAGUGCCUGUUUAAAGAGUGUUGGGAAAUCCUAAAGGAACAAGAAGGUUUCACUUUGGAUGAUGUCUAUUCCGCAUGUGCCACAUUAAAGGGAAAAAAUCAUAAUUGCAGAUUUGAUUCAGUAAAUAUUGGUGAUAGUGACGAAAGUAGAGACCUGACAACAUCAGAUGGCAACACUAGUGCUAUAGAGUUUCAGGAGACAGUAGGAAAAAAGAAGAGAUUUCAGCCAAUGGAAUUUAUAGGAUGGGGUUCCAAACCUCUCAUUGAGUUCCUAAGAUCCAUUGGGAAGGAUACGACCAAGAAGUUAUCCCGGUUUGAAGUGGAGUCUAUCAUCUCUUAUUACAUCAAGGAUAAUGACCUCCCAAAACAGAAGAAAAUGGUUCAAUGUGAUAAUAGUCUCUAUUCUAUCUUCAAACAGAAAUCCAUCAAUAUGGCAAAAUUAUAUCAACUUCUGGAGGAACAUUUUGCAGAAGACAUUAUGGUAAUAGAGGAUAGUGGAAGUCAGGAUGAAGAUAUAAUCAGAUUGGAAGAUAAGAACCAAGGUACAAAGAGCAAGAAGAGAAGAGUGAGCUCAGAUGUAAUAACAACUGAUGAAAACAAAGCUCCUAGUAUCCAUAAAAGCUGUUUUGCAUCUAUUAUUGCUGAGAAUAUGAAGUUUGUUUACAUAAGAAGGAGCUUACUAGAAGAGUUAUUGAAGGAGCCUGAUCAUUCAGAAAGCAAGAUACUAGGGUGUUUCGUGAGAGUGAAAAAUGACCCUCAAGACUACCUUCAGAGAAAUAGUCACCAGCUUUCACAAGUUAAAGGCAUGAAGAAAAUCACAGCAACUAAUGGAGCAGACUUUGAAAUUCUCCUGCAAGUUUCCCAUUUUACAAGAUAUAUUCCCAUUUCUUUGCUAUCAGAUUCUGACUUCACUCAGGAAGAAUGUGAAGAUUUGCGCCAACACAUGGCUGAAGGCUUGCUAAAGAAACCUACAGUUGUUGCGCUUCAAGAGAAGGCGAGAGUUCUGCAUGAGGACAUAACUAAGCAUGUAGGUAUUUCUUACUUUUUGCCUAUUUGA
Molecule: messenger RNA, 1414 nt
Organism: Rosa chinensis
Lineage: Eukaryota; Viridiplantae; Streptophyta; Magnoliopsida; Rosales; Rosaceae
Exons: 6
Coding region: 107-1414 (435 amino acids)
Molecular function (GO): DNA binding
Source: RefSeq, a predicted model, not a curated record